Molecule: messenger RNA, 9246 nt
Organism: Xyrauchen texanus (razorback sucker)
Lineage: Eukaryota; Metazoa; Chordata; Actinopteri; Cypriniformes; Catostomidae
Product: protein Shroom3-like
Exons: 9
Coding region: 252-4517 (1421 amino acids)
Biological process (GO): actin filament organization
Cellular component (GO): apical junction complex; apical plasma membrane; adherens junction
Molecular function (GO): actin filament binding
Source: RefSeq, a predicted model, not a curated record
GGCUGAGUGAAGCGUCAGGACCGGUCAGGACGCUCGGAGUUGUGUUUAUAAUAGGCAUUUUGUGUAAUUAACAGACGCUGAUGGUAUGAAACACGCAAGAGUCGUACAGUGAGGUCGGAAUACAUCCUUUCUGAUGUGUGCAGGUAGCUGUCACCUGAUCCCACCACUACCUGACAUGGCCUCGACGAAUGUAAUGUGAGAAUUACAGCAAUUUCCACUGCCCAGGUCCAUAAUUCCACUUUGCAGCACGGAUGGAUUCCUAUCAGUUCCAUUUCGAGAGAAUGAGUAACAUUGACCUACAUCCUCUAAGUCUUCCGGUUAGCCGACUCUCACCGGCCAAGUCCAGUAGCAGUAUUGAUCAGUAUACCCACCACCACAGCAAAGGGGACUCUGCCUAUAGCUCAUUCUCUGGAGGUUCCACAGUCCCUGAUUACCCCUCUCCCUUCCUACUGGAUGAACUCCAGUCACACAGUCUGCACUACACCGAUCCGAAAUAUGCGAAAACUAAAUACAGCCCAAACUUUCUUCAAUCAGAUUCAAAGAGCAUGGACCACCUUUACCAUUCCAUGGAAGCCAUUGUGCAACAGCACAAUCAGAGCAGCAAUGGCUGCUCUAACAUUGAAAGUCCACCAGUUCCUACGCAUCCUUUACCACCCCCACCCCCACCACCUCCUGUACGCCUGGACAGUUUUGUAACAACCAGGAACCUUGAAAACUCAAGGGCACGUCAGAGUCCCGAAGGACAGUUUGAUGAUAUUUCUACUUCACAACAAACAGGUAAUCCCAAGGUAUUUGGUGUCCGGGCUGAGUCCAGCUGUGGUCACGUAAUUUCACAGAAUUGUCAGAGAGAUCUGCUCAAGCAAGACCUUUGGGACAAGGUUCUUGAACCACCAAAAUCUACAGGCAUUUUAAGUAGAGUAGAGCACUUGCAGCAGUCUUUGAGUGGCCAUUCUGAAACUCAGCGGAAGAGGUCGCAGUCAGCUUAUGGGGGUCCUGUUUCUGAGCAGCAAUGCUAUGUCAACUCUGUCCAUAUGCCACAGAACAUGAUCAGUGGAAAUAUUCAGCACAGAGGGGAAUUUUAUUUUGUUACCGGUGUCUUCAAGUCCUCUGAGCCCAGUGUCAUGCAAAGUGUUGGUGACAGUGCAAGCAUGGAAACCUCUAGUGAGUGGUCUUCUAAAGCUCAACAUAGAAGGCAGAGCAGUCCCAGUGGUCCAAGUGGUAGACUGUUUUUUCAAGAGGAUCACAAAUUCACCUUUCAGAAUGAAGUUGUGGAACAUCCAUCUUAUAAGUCAGAGCAGACCUCUCAAGGUGUGGAGGACCAGAGGGUCAUAAGUAGAGAAACUGGCAGACAUCACUCUUCCAGCCACCCUAUCUUCUACUGUGGUCCAGAGGACAGUUUGGUUUGUAAAAAGAUAACCCCUGCUACGAUUAAGGAAGACCAUUCCAGUCGCCUCAAGAAUGAUGAACAGAUGACAAGAAAUUCAAGACAGCCUCAAUUAGAUGUUCCAAGUGAGAAGAUCAGCAAGGAGACAACCCCACUUUUAUACCGCCUCACGGGAGCCAACAGGGCUUCAUUUACAAGCAAGUUCAAAAACAAUAGUGAUUGUGGAAUAGAAACCAAGAGUCCAGACUGUGGCAAAGAUAAGCAGAAGGCAAGAAAAGAUGGGCAAAGCUCUACUAACAGUGAAUAUCAUCAGAGUGAAAUGUCUAAAGAAGAACAACCAAAUGAUUUUUCCUACCCUUGCGGUACCUUAGAUGACUCCUACAAAAAGUAUUACAAGGAGAAACUGAAAGAUGCGCAAUCCAAGGUUUUGAGGGCAACUUCCUUUAAAAGAAAAGAUUUGCAACUCUCUUGGCCCCAUAGAAUCAAGCAGCAGACAAACAAAAAGCUUUCUAUCAUACAUGCUGGUCCACAAUCACAACAGUCUAUCUUAGACAAUCCCACCCCACAACUGCACAAGCCUCAAGGAACAGAGGAGGAGAACAUAAAAGACUUUUGUCAGGAGAUUGAGAAAGGAAUGGAAAAGGAAAUGGAGAAGCCACAGAAUAUUGCUCAACCACAAGUGCCUCGAGUAGGGUCUAGGAAGCGUUUGACGGCAGACCAGAAAAAGCUUUCUCAUUCUGAACCUGAGAAGCUACACCAGCUAUCAGAUCAACCUGCUCAUACGACCUGCCGCUCUCUUGGAAAUGAAGGGGAAGGUCUACUCUCAGAGGGUGAUUACGGUCUAGUGGCUGCCAGGCAGAAGAUGCUUGAAACACGAGGACGUUCUCUGUCUGCCUCCAACUUCUCAAAAUCAAGUCUGAAGCACUUUCAGCAUAAGGCCUUGGUAGCAUACAUUGAACGUAAAACUGGUCAAAAGGUUGCUGAACCCCAGCAGCCAGUUCCUCAUGUACCCAACCAAAGGAAUUCAACUGCAGGUAGGCUGUCUGACUUGAGCUCCAGACAUAACUCUGGCAUUGCAGGCUCCAAGAAGCUCUACAGGCCUCUCUCUGCAGGUCGCAUUCUUGACUCAGUGUCAAGUUCUGUUAAAUAUGCGCAGUUCAUCACUGCUCAGUCUACCAUUCACUCAAGGCAGUCCAGCUCAAAAGAGGAGUCCUCUACAGCAGGGAUGUCUGCCUCUAUGGAGAGCCUUCUAGACCAGCCUGAACAUCCGGAGUUCUUUCGGGCACGCAGCACCUCGACUCCCCAUGUUUUCCACGUUCGAAAACAUCAAGAUGAGUUCUCAAUCAGUCAUAACAAGGACAUUUUAAGGUUUCAGAGAAAAAUAGAGGAACAUACUGUGGUCCAUCACAGUCGUACAGCAUCUGUUCCUGAUGACCGGUGGGCACGAAUUAUCGCUCCAAGAGGGAAGUCUAUGGAGGAACUUGGAGUGGGGAAAAUCUCAAAUCCCAAAGUUCUCAGCAAGAGCUCAGAGCAGCUUGACCAACAGCAGGACAAGCAGGCUAUGUCUGUAAAAGAGAAGCGAAUCAGUAAAGGACAGGAACAAAUGAAGAGUAUGCUAAAUCAAAGCUGUUCCCCCAUGUUGAGCUCUGAAGAACACUCCGAUAAAUCUCAGGCAGGUCCUGAGAAGCAACACUCUAAGAAGCCAUCUCCAACACCAAACUCUUCAGCAGUUUCUUACUCCCAACUAAAUGCUUUGUCCUCUCCACCUGACUCAAAUGAAUUCCAUAGCAUUGUCUCUGUAAAUCAUAUACCCUCCCAUGAGGAUGAAAUCAAUAUGGCUCUUCACCGCAAAGGAACUAAAAAUAGAGAUGACACUGUUGUGCCUAUUUCUAGUCAUCCCAUUGAAUCUGGUGAGAUCAAGCGGGAUAUCAGAAAAGAGCAGGAGGUUUCUCAUCAGGAUGUGAGUGAGGCAUCUGUAUCUGCUCAAGACGUUUCCCUUAGUCUUGGAGUCACAACAGAUCCCAGUUUAUGGAUCUCAACGCUUGAGACAAAUGAAUUGGAGGCAAACAAUUGCCGAUCUACUGAAACAACAACUAUUGAUCAACCCCGAAAUGCAGUGCCUAACCCAUGUAAUUUGAUUGAAAGCACACCUAUAACUACAGUUCCUGUUAUUCCGGGAGUGGAGUCCAGCGAGACACCUGCACUUAGUAGGGAACAAAAUGGUAGUGAAAAGGAAGAUGGGUCUCUUGUGUUUGAAAACAAGGAAUGGAAGUAUCCAAAGGUCAAACUAGAGUGGCAGGUGCUAGUUCAGGAGGUAGUUUCAGCUGACCAGUCAUUAGCUCGCAGUUUUUACCCUUUAACCAAUCGGAAGACAGCUCUCAUGCUGAUGGAGCAGCUGUUGUCUGAGGACACUCUUCUAAUGGAGGAACACUACAAGAAAAAACAGGAGAAGAAAGUUAAUAACCCAGAGAAAGCCACAGACAGCACUGAGAUGCCAGAGGAUGACAAACCAGUGAACCCUCUCUCAUCUCUGAAAGAUGACGCUGCUCUCUCAAACAGCCAAAAAGACAAACUGUGCAACACCGAAAUAGACAUCAUAGAAAAGAAGAGACAGCUAAUAGCACAUAUAGAAGAGCGUUUGAAGUCUCUUGAGGAGGUCAGCUCCACCUUGCAGGACGAGGAGAAGGAGAACGUGGCACGUGGCAAUGCUAUGGAGACUCUGGUGCGAGAGAGCUGUGUCUCCGCUGAGCAAGAGCGCUACACACAGUUUAUAGGAGACCUGGAGCGGGUGGUCAGUCUACUGCUGUGUCUGUCAGCACGCCUCGCCCGAGUGCAGAACGCCCUCAGAACUGUGGACGACAACAUGGACACGGAGGAGAAACAAUCGCUGGACAACCGCCAUCGUCUGCUGUGCAAACAGAGAGAUGACGCCAAAGACUUAAAGGACAACCUGCACCGAAGGGAGCACCUGGUGUCCACCUUCCUCUCCAAACAGCUGACGGACACACAGCUCCAGGAGUACCGACGCUUCAUCCAGACCAAGGCCUCCCUGCUCAUUCGGCAAAAAGACUUGGACGAGAAGCAGCGUCUUGGAGAGGAACAGCUCGAGGCUUUGCUUAACAGUAUACCGUGAUGAAAGGUCUCUAUCCUGUGAGAUCAGAACCUCCAGAGACUCUAUGAAAUACAGAUCUCCCAAGAAGUGUCCCAUGGGCAUAACACUGGCUAAAGAGAUGGGUCUGAACGUGCCUUUCAAACAUGACCAUUUGUUUCCCUGAGACUGUAAUAACUUUGAAACUCUUUGUUUGAUGGUUAAGAUGACUUGCCAUGGAAACCUUUAAAUGAAUAGUUCACCCAAAAUACAUAUUCUGUCAUUAUUUAUUUACAGUUUGAAACCCAUAUGACUGUCUGUCUUCUGUGCAAAAGGAGAAAUUUUGAGGAAUGUACUCAUCGCUCUUUUCCAUACAGUUACAUUGAAUAUGGACUGGAGAUUUCAUGCUUCAAAAAGGAAGCAAAAGCAUCAGAACAGUGGUUAACGUGACUUAUGCAUUAUAGAUCAAGUCUUCUGAAGCCAUAUGACAGCUUUGGAUGAGAAACAGACUGAACUUUACGUUGUUAUUCACUAAUAAUCAUGCCCUCCAGUGAGAUGAACUCAAGAACCAGAUCAGUCCAGUUCAUGAAUGAUCAUCGUUGUGAACUGGAUCACCUGAUUCAUUGAAAAGAGCCUAAAGAACGAUUUGGAGAUCACUACAUCUCUUAUGAACUCUCAUAAAAGUCAAACAUGUUUGAAACAAUAUGAGGGUGAGUAAGUGACAUCACAAUUUUUUGGGAGAGCGAACUGUCCCUUUAAGAGCAAAGAAAUGGUUUAUUAUGGGAUUAAAGUAGAUGAACUAGGAAUAUGCCAUUUUUGGUAUUUGUGUUUGUUUUCAUUUCAUACUCGCAGAGCACUAAAAUGACGACCAAAAAGGAAGAAAAAGCACUUUUGAUACUAAUCUGCACAAAUUUAUUAGGAACAUCAAAACAAUAUUGUAAUCCAUCCCAAGUGUUUAUUCUUACUGAUUUCAGGUUUUAAUUCUUGUGACACUUGAUGCUUCAUCUGUCGUAGUGUAGCUUUUCAUCCAUGAUUUCAUGUGACACUAUCAUGUUGAAUGUAUUUAAUGAUAAAGUACCAUAAAAUAAUUGUGUUCUGUUCUUAAGAUUCUCUUUUAAAUUUGUUUUGUGUUGGAUAUUUAAAAUGAUUGGGGUGUAUCAUACAUUUUAUUUAACUGCCAUCAUUGCACAUUUGUGUACUGAGAUUCUGAAUCAACAGCAAAGCGAACAUGUUUUUUUUGUACUAAUCACAGUACUUAUGCUGUAUGGACAAGUUACUAACACACCAAUGUUAUUUGAACAUACGUUAACACGCUGACAGCAAAAACUGACAAAUGUUGGAGCAGCUUGUGCAGUGUCUGGUAGUAGCAGAUUACAUGUAAUCUGGAUUAGAUAAUGUUACAACAGUCAAGUACUUGUAAUCAGUUUGCAUUUAAAAAUGUGGGUAACCAGAUUACUGUUAAUGUUUUAUGGAUUACAUGAUUACAUUUUAUUACAUUACAAAUAAACCAGCAGCAAUAAUUAGUGCGUUAUUUACUUAUACAAAUAUAUACGUGUAAAUGUUACGUUCAAAUGCAUAUGACUAGCAAGUUGUGGUUUUAUUUCAUGUUUAAUAAGUGUUAUAAUACAUUUGGAACUGAAUACAUUUAAAAUUAGUGAUAAGAUUAUCAAAACAUGAGUAAUCCAAUAGAUAUCAGAUUAGAUUACCCAAAAAGUCCAUUUAAAUUACGGAUUACAAUUUUAGUCAUGUAAUUAAUUACUGGUACUAUAAGCUUAGUACCAGAUUACAUUUCAGUAGUAAUACACCCAACACUGAAUUUGUGCUAUUUGCAACAUUUUAAAAAUGUUUUAAGCUAAAACCAAACAUUUAUUUUCAAGCAAUAAGCCACAAGAUGCGAAGCAGAGUACCUAAAACCCCCAUUAACCGUGGUAAAAUCACUGUAACACACUCAUUAAAGUGCCUUAUUGCUUGUAUAAAACUGUGGCAACAGCAAUAUACAAAAAGACACCAAUGCUCAAUAAUAUUAUUAUUAUUAAUAAUAUACUUUUAUUAUUAUAAAUAAUUGGAAAACAACUCCUAAUUGUAGGUUGCUUAUGGCUAAGUGCAGUAAUACAAUAACCGUCAAAUGUUUGGACACAAUUCACUUAAUUUAUGUUUCUCAUGUUCCUGAAAAGGAAAAACCUUUUGAUCUGAAGGUUUAUGCUUUAAUACUUGAAAUUAGUUCUGUAGAUAAAUGUCCAUUUUGCCUUUGUAUGAAUUUCAUUACAAAAUAAAAAUUAAGACUAAAAAUACUAUGUAUUAUAAACUCAGGACCAGAUUAUUAUGUACACCUGUACAUCUACUUAUUCAUGCGAUUAUCUAAUCAGCCAAUCAUGUGGCAGCAGUGUAAUCAUAAUAUCUUGCAGAUACGGUUCAGGAGCUUCAGUUAACAUGAACCAUCAGAAUGGGGAAAAUGUGAUCUUAGUGAUUUCAACCGUGGCAUGAUUGUUGGUGUCAGAUGGGCUGGUUUGAGUAUUUCUGUAACUGCUGAUCUCCUGGGAUUUUCACACACAACUGUCUCUAAAAUUUACUCAGAAUGGUGCCGAAAACAAAGCGAAAACAAGACAAGUUCUGCGUAUGGAAAUGCCUUGUUGUUGAUGAGAGGUCAACAGAGGAUGGCCAGACAGGCCAUGUCUGGCCAGACCAGAAAGGUUCUAGAUGACAAAAAUGCUACGGUAACUCAGAUAACCGCUCUGUACAAUUGUAGUGAGCAGAAUAUCAUCUCAGAAUGCACAACACAUCAAACCUUAAGGUGAAUGGGCUACAACAGCAGAAGACCACGUUCGGUUUAAUUUCUGUCAGCCAAGAACAGACAGUUGAGGCUGCAGUGGGCACAGGCUCACCAAAACUGGACAGUUGAAGACUGGAAAAACAUUACCUGGUCUGAUAAAUUUGAGGGACACAGAUGGUAGGUCCACUGCAGCCUCAGCUUUCUGUUCUUUGCAUUGAUGAAUACUUGGUGAAAUUUUUUGUGUCAUGGCACUCAUCUCGCAUAGUUUCCCAUGAAAUUAGACUCAAAUAAUUAUCUAAGGACAAAGAUUUUUUUACUCUAGCCAUCACUGGAUAAUAUAAUGUGUAUAUGCAUCUUUCAUAUAGCCUACAAAAUGUAUUUUCAGUUACAAGACUUUUUGUGGUUUGGCAGCUUGAACAAAAGACCUGUUCAAUGUCUGGUUCAACCUCUGUCAAUACAGAGAAAUUGCUCAAUAAAUGUCACCAUUUCUAAUCUUAACUUUGCAGUUUCAUACACUAACCUACAAACUCAUUAAAGUCACUUUGUUCAUUCUUGAAGAAGUACAAAACCUUUGUAACUUUGAACUGCCGUCUGCUGCACCGCAUUGAUGCAUCCUGUGUGUGAUAUCUGUGCCUUUCCUACAAGAGAACGGACUUAAAUUAUAUAUCACCCUCCCAAUGCUAUUACAUCAGACUGUUAAACAAAAGCCCCACUAAGUGAAUUGGAAAGCACACGAAUUAGGCUUCUAAUUUAAAUGUCAACAGAUGUUAAUAUAUUGAUGUCUAAAAAGUAUUUUGUUAAAAUAACGUGCCGAUCAAUAAUCAAUUAAUCAAUAUUUUAUGAUAUCCCUAGUUAAUAGUAAUAAUAAACAUUGUGUAAGUGUGUCCAAACUUUUAUCUGGUAGUGUAUAUAUUGUGUCCAUUUAUCAGCAUUCCAACUAUCCAAAAGUUUCUUUGCACAGUCAUGAUUCACGAGUCAACACUAAUCCACUCAUCUUUUGUCACUCAGAUGAGUCAAAAUGAGAUGAGAACCGGGAGUAAUAUAAUCCUAGCAGGACUAUACUCUUAUUUCGCUAUAGCAAUGACUGCGUUUGCAGUCGCUACCUUGUCGUGAACCACUCUGAAUACUUUGCAAAUCAGACUGAACGAUUUGGUCGCAACAGUAGCAGUACACUUAUACAAACCGUUCGAAAGAACCAAAUAUUUAGCAGAAAUUAGUCAUAUUUUCCAUCACUAGUCUAAAAUUAUUUUACCUCCCAAACCUUAAAUUGUAUUGACACAUACAAUGCGUUUCAAAAUAUAUUCAAUAGGCUACUGUGUAAAAAUUGGCUAGAAAAUGAACUCUUAGAAAUGUUUUCUCUCACAUUUUCUUAACUUUUCUUGGGGAAUGUAUCGACAUUUGCUAUUUUCGUUCGGUUAAACAAACCAAAGUUUGCUUGGCCUUUGAACAGAGAAAGGCUAUGCAUUUUCUGUCAAGGGUCCGUGUUUUCAUGGCCUUCAAAUUUUCAUUGUCCACAGAAACGGCACCCUACAACAACAUGGACACAUUCUUUAGAAGUGUCAGAAGCUAUUUCCUGUUGUUGUAUACAAGUCCACCACCAUUUCCUUUUCAUCUGGCAUUGAGCAAUCAGAUGUGUUGAUGUGUCAGAGAUGCUGGAAGUAGCUUAUGAAAUGGUUGUGUGUGAGACUUUUUGCAAUGUUUGAAAUCCAUCCAUCACAUUCACUCACUGUCAAUAAGAGCGUUUGUACCAUACAUAGUGUGCUGUGAAUGUCUGUCGUUGUGUGGACUGUUUUGCUUUGCUUCCCUCUUGUGGUUGUGCUGUGUAUUAUUUGCCUUGGCUCUUUCCAGUGCAUUUGUUAAGUGGAAUGCAUAUUCCCAUUACUUUGUUAUCAUGUAAAUAAAGUAACGAUAUUUCCUGUGCACUUUAAAUUUGUUUUCAUUAGAACUGUUAAGAUUUAACUCUGUUUAAUAAGGUCUUUGUACACUUAUGCGAGGAGUCCACAG